AUGGCCACAACAACAACAACAACCAACACAACACAACUAGAAGCUAUUGAAAAGCUACCAAGCGUAUCUGCCGAUCCUGAUGAUCAUGCCACUAUUGAUAGCAUGCAUACAGCUAUUGAGCCAGUGAUAGAUUCGGAGGUUACCACGCAUGCUGAAAAGCCAUGGGUGAUAAACGAUGCAUAUGACAAUUUGCCCGAAUCUGGAUAUGCUUGGCUGGUUGUGUUUGGUGCAUUUUGCAGCUACUUUACUACCUUGGGUAUUGAGACAAGCUGCUUUGCUGGUAGUCUUUUGCAAAUUGCAAUCUAUGUUGUCAGCCCUAUUGCACAAUUCCUCACUUCACAAUAUGGAGUACGGCCUGUGCUCAUUGCUGGUACCAUUUUGAGCGUGCUUGGCUUAGAGUUGGCUGGUUUCACUACAGAGAUCUAUCAUCUCUACCUUACUCAAGGGUUGCUAUUUGGCGCAGGUGCAUCGUUGUUGUUUGUGGCUGCGAUAUCGGUUCCUCCCCAGUGGCUGAAUCGUCGUCGUGGUUUGGGAAUGGGCAUUGUAACGAGUGGAUCAGCCAUUGGAGGCAUAGCAUUACCUUUCAUCAUGACGUCGUUGACUUCAAAAGUUGGUGGAGCGUGGACAUACCGAGCUUUGGGGUUCAUUGUUCUGGGAUUCAAUCUCAUUGCAUGCGUUUUGAUGAAAGAGAAAUAUCCACACAAGAACAAAGUCAAAUCAGCAGAUGAUGGCGAGCAACAACCCCCAGCAACCAAACGUCGCUUUACAGACACAUUCGAUUGGACAGUGAUUAAGAACGUCAACUUUUGCAUGUGGAUGCUUGCAAGCAUGAUUUCAGUUGCGGGAUAUUUCAUACCUUACUUUUAUUUACCAACUUAUACUACUGGUCAAGGCUUCUCGAGCCAUGAUGCUACGGUGAUUAUGGCUGUUCUUUCAACGUCAAGCUUUGUGGGUCGUGUAUUCAUUGGGUACAUGAGUGAUCGCAUUGGACGUCUUAAUACGCACUUGCUAUGUUUAUUUGUGAGCGCAAUCAGCUGCUUGUUGCUAUGGAUGUUUGCUCGUACGUAUGGCACCAUCAUGGCAUUCGCUGUCAUGUUUGGAUUUGUCGGUAGCUCAUAUUACACUGUUUUGUCUCCCCUAACAGCUUCAAUACUUGGAGUUGAAAAGUUUCCAACGGGCCUUACGCUUAUGCUUCUUUCGAACAUCAUCAGUAUAUUUGGUGUGAAUGUUGCUGCAGCCAUUCAAGAUAGUUUGACCGAUUCCCAGCCCUAUAUUGCUCAUAAGAUCUUUGCUGGUGUCUCCUUUGGUCUUGGUUUUGUGAUUUGUAUGAUGCUAAAGCUAACAGCAACGAGAAGUUUGGUAUCGAAGAUUUAG
This is a messenger RNA of Lichtheimia ornata, 1374 nucleotides long. RefSeq lists its product as uncharacterized. Gene Ontology annotation, molecular function: transmembrane transporter activity. Bases 1 to 1374 code for a protein of 457 amino acids. Lineage: Eukaryota; Fungi; Mucoromycota; Mucoromycetes; Mucorales; Lichtheimiaceae. Gene Ontology annotation, biological process: transmembrane transport. Gene Ontology annotation, cellular component: fungal-type vacuole membrane. The transcript is spliced from 9 exons. The record is from RefSeq and is a predicted model, not a curated record.